CAGGCAAAGGACAGGCUUGAAUGGAAUCUUUUACCGCCGAGACAGAAGACACAGCGAGCUUUGGGAUUACCUUCUCUUUGGAAAUAAAUCUAUUAAAACACGAUGGAUACAGCCAGCGAUGCCACUAAAAUCCUAGAGAAGGGUCCAGAAUACCUGAGAAAACAAAUGGAGCUGGAGAGUGAGACAAAAGGACAAAUGAGUGCCGUGGAGAGGCUUGCUGCAAGCAAACCCAAAUAUGUCAAAAGCAAAAAAGUGGUCAACUCCACCCAGGAGCCUGUGAUCAGUAUCGGAUCUGCUUCUGUGAGCAGCACUGGGUCUUCUAACCGCAGCUCCAACCAUAGUGGGAAGCUCAACACUUCAGGUAUCUCUACUGCAGCAACAUGUGGUUCACAGAACUCCUCACCAGUGCAGGUACGGCGGACCAGCUCCAAAAAACGACCAGACUCGCUUCUAAUUUACAGACAGAAAUGUGAGUUACUGAGAGUGUCGACAAACAAGCGCAAAUUCCGUCGAACAAGAAGGCUGCAGCGGAAAAAUGUCCCGUUACCUGAGGCAUCAGAUAAAGAGAGUGAAGGUGAGGGAGGCCCAGAGAAAAUCACCACACCUGAGGGAACAGCUAAGGAAUGCAGCGCUCACACGGAGGAGAGGAAGAGGAACGGAGAAGCGGAACAACACAGCAAAGGAGAGGGUGAUUCUGGGACAAAGGUGACAGCUACUGGGGUGAAGAAAUCUGCUGGUCUGCUAGCGGUUCCAGAGGUCAACAGGAGGCCUGGGAAAGGGGUCAGUCGUUCGCACUCUGACAUCAGCUCCAGGUACUCUAAAAACUUUGCAGACUUUGACGCUUUCUUCAAGUACUGCGGGCUGGACGGGGAGGUCAUCGAGUCUUUGGGGAGGGAGAACUUCUCAGCACGAUCGGACGAUAUUGCCAUAAACAUCCGGAGCAUCAGCGUUUCCACAUCAGAUGACGGCUUCUCCAGAAACAGUGGGGACAGCGACGGGCUGCUGGAAGAUGAGUUACAUAAGAAGAUACAUCAAGGGACAUCAGUUAUCGAGCGUAAUGCAAGGAUUAUCAAAUGGCUGUACAGCUGCAAAAAUGCCAAGGAGACUGGGAAAAAGUUAAGAGAUCUGGACUGAGAAUAACCCAUAAUUAUUUCCUUUGGAGGCUUAUUAGUUGAGACUGUUGCUUAAAAAUGAUAAAGCUAUCCCUUUUUUUACUGAUAUUUUCUUUAUAUCCCUAUGUCUAACAGUGUCUUUGUCUUAAAAUAUGUGCAUUUAUGUGCAAAUUUCAGCUGACACCUAUCAGAAGAAAUGUGGAUUUUGCAGCUUUGCUUCUAUCCAUUAAGGCAGCAGAGUCUCACAUCACUCACACAGAACACAGGGAGGGGCCCUUGAGAAGCCUGCAAUGAAAAGUGUGUUUUCAUCAAUUUUUUUUCGUAGUAAUUAGUGUCGUUAUUGAAUCAAAAGCGACAAAAUGAAUCGGUCAACAGACUGAAAUUUGUA
Messenger RNA from Cheilinus undulatus (humphead wrasse), 1500 nucleotides. RefSeq names its product family with sequence similarity 110 member C (gene fam110c). The coding region runs from base 103 to 1134 and encodes 343 amino acids. The record is from RefSeq and is a predicted model, not a curated record. The transcript has a single exon. NCBI's taxonomy places the organism in Eukaryota, Metazoa, Chordata, Actinopteri, Labriformes, Labridae.